AACGGCUAUUCACAGUAAUAAAUAGAAAAAUUUGACCUCAUUGACCGUUAGGGUUCUUUGCAUCCCAUUCUCUGCCACCUUCUCCCCUCCCCUCUGUUCUUCCGUCCUUCCCUUUCCUCUCGCGCUUCCAGGGCAGCAUCCGAAGAGAGAAAGGGUGUUGAUGGGUGUGAUUCGAAUCGCCGCCAGCCCUUCUCCGUCGAUCGCCACAAUCCAUCACGGAUUCCGGUCUUCCAAAAGAAACUCGGGGCGUUUCAUGGCUGCUUCUCUGCCGACGGAGCAAGUCGACGGAACCCGGAAUCGGGUGACGGGCGAUUCCUUCAUCCGUCUUCACCUCAAGAAGCUAUCUCCCUACCAGCCAAUCCUGCCUUUUGAGGUAUUAUCUACACGCCUUGGAAGAAAACCCGAGGACAUAAUCAAGCUCGAUGCUAAUGAAAAUCCAUAUGGUCCACCUCCAGAGGUACUUGAUGCUUUGGGAGCUUUAAGAUUUCCUUAUGUAUACCCUGACCCUCAGAGUCGCCGUUUACGUGCUGCUCUUGCUGAAGAUUCAGGCCUAGAUUCUGAUUAUAUACUUGCUGGGUGUGGUGCAGAUGAGCUCAUUGACUUAAUCAUGAGAUGUGUACUUGAUCCAGGUGACAAAAUCGUGGACUGCCCUCCAACAUUUACAAUGUAUGAGUUUGAUGCAGCAGUGAAUGGGGCUCUAGUCAUUAAGGUCCCAAGGCUGUCAGAUUUUACUUUGGAUAUCCCUCGGAUAGUUGAAGUGGUGGAACAAGAAAAGCCAAAAUGCAUUUUCCUGACUUCUCCAAACAAUCCAGAUGGAAGUAUAAUCAAUGACGAGGCUCUCCUAGAGAUUCUUAAUUUGCCUAUACUGGUUGUGCUGGAUGAAGCAUAUAUUGAAUUCUCUGGUAUGAAAUCGAGGAUGGAUUGGGUAAAGAAGCAUGAGAAUUUGAUUGUUCUCCGAACAUUUAGCAAACGAGCAGGCUUAGCUGGACUUCGUGUUGGAUAUGGAGCAUUUCCUCUUAGCAUUAUUGAAUAUCUGUGGCGGGCAAAGCAGCCGUAUAAUGUGUCCGUGGCAGCAGAAGUCGCUGCAUGUGCGGCUCUGCAGAACCCUGGUUACUUGGAGAGAGUGAAGAAUUCUCUUGUGCAAGAAAGGCAAAGGUUGUAUAAUCUUCUGAAAGGAGUACCCUUCCUGAAGCCAUAUCCAAGUUAUUCAAAUUUCAUUCUUUGUGAGGUUACAUCUGGAAAGGAUGCUAAGAAACUGAAGGAAGACCUUGCCCAGAUGGGUGUGAUGAUUCGCCACUACAAUAACAAGGAAUUAAAGGGCUAUGUUCGUGUUUCUGUGGGAAAACCUGAGCACACGGAUGCCCUAAUGGAAUGCCUCAAUCUCCUCCAGUGAUCAGACUUCUGGUGCAAUAACUAUCCACACAUGAAACUGUUCCAUGCCCCAUUUCUUGUCAAUGUUUAGAUGGAAACUUGAACGAAAUACAUCAGCUGAGCCAACUAUGCUUGAAAUUAAGCUGAAUAUCACAUCUUUUGGAUGCUUAAUAGAUGGCAAUAGAUUUAUUCCAGAGUGCAUUUAAGGAAGAAUCACUGUCAUUGAUUACAAGUUAAGAUUCUUCAGUUGUAUAUAUUUUUUUAGGACACUUAGAGGAAAGAUGGAGCAAAAGAAUUUCGUUACAUGGUUGCACUCUUUUCUUGUUA
Phoenix dactylifera (date palm) is the source of this 1698-nucleotide messenger RNA. RefSeq names its product histidinol-phosphate aminotransferase, chloroplastic-like. Gene Ontology annotation, biological process: L-histidine biosynthetic process. NCBI's taxonomy places the organism in Eukaryota, Viridiplantae, Streptophyta, Magnoliopsida, Arecales, Arecaceae. Gene Ontology annotation, molecular function: pyridoxal phosphate binding; L-histidinol-phosphate:2-oxoglutarate transaminase activity. The record is from RefSeq and is a predicted model, not a curated record.